AUCCUCUGAGAAUGGUGCUACGUCUAGUAACAGCCAAGGGAAGCCUUCCCUCAGGCGAAUCAAAGGGAGAUUACACAGAAGCAAAAGCCUGGACAGCGUCGAUUUCUGCGAACUCACCAGCACAGCCAUGGAGGAAACGGCUAUAUGGGAACAGCACACGGUGACGCUUCACAGGGCUCCGGGAUUUGGAUUUGGAAUUGCGAUCUCUGGUGGGAGAGAUAACCCCCACUUUCAGAGCGGGGAGACCUCGAUCGUCAUUUCGGACGUGCUGAAGGGAGGGCCCGCCGAGGGGCAGCUGCAGGAAAAUGACCGAGUUGCGAUGGUUAAUGGAGUUUCGAUGGAUAAUGUUGAACAUGCUUUUGCUGUUCAGCAACUAAGGAAAAGUGGGAAGAAUGCAAAAAUUAACAGCGGCCGCCAACAGGUCGUCCGUGAGGUCCGAGAGGUUGGCGAGCGCUGCCUAGAAAGUCAUUUCCCUUUCCCCCCGAGUCUGUGCCUGCUUGUGGGCACUCUGUGUGUUUGCCAAUACGGUCUCCGACUGGCCAGCCAUAUAUUUGUGAAGGAGAUUUCACAAGAUAGCUUGGCAGCGAGAGAUGGCAAUAUUCAAGAAGGCGACGUUGUCCUGAAGAUAAAUGGCACCGUGACGGAAAACAUGUCCCUGACGGAUGCCAAGACGCUGAUAGAAAGGUCGAAGGGCAAGCUGAAGAUGGUGGUGCAGAGAGACGAGCGGGCCACGCUGCUGAACGUGCCCGACCUCUCGGACAGCAUCCACUCUGCCAAUGCCUCGGAGAGGGACGACAUUUCAGAAAUUCAUUCGCUGGCAUCAGAUCAUUCUGGUCGGUCACAUGACAGGGCUCCCCGCCACAGCCGGUCGCGAUCUCCUGACCAGCGGUCAGAGCCUUCUGACCAUUCCAGACAUUCGCCACAGGACCCCAGCAACGGCAGUCACCGGAGCAGAGAGGAGGAGAGAGCGUCCAAACCCGGGACCGUCUCGCCUCCCAUGAAGCACGCGGACGAUCGUGCCCCGAAGGCAGUGGAAGAGGGCCCCGUGGAGAGAAACGAGAAGGCGGCAGCCACUCUCCCAGAACCGAAGCCUGUGUAUGCUCAAGUUGGACAACCAGAUGUGGAUUUACCUGUCAGCCCGUCCGAUGGUGUCCUGCCCAAUUCCACGCAUGAAGACGGGAUCCUUCGGCCCAGCAUGAAAUUGGUGAAAUUCAGAAAAGGAGAUAGCGUGGGUUUGCGGCUGGCUGGUGGCAAUGAUGUCGGGAUAUUUGUCGCUGGCGUUCUAGAAGAUAGCCCUGCAGCCAAAGAAGGCUUGGAAGAGGGCGAUCAAAUUCUCAGGGUCAACAACGUCGACUUCACCAACAUCAUCCGCGAGGAAGCCGUGCUCUUCCUGCUGGACCUGCCGCGGGGGGAGGAGGUGACGAUCCUGGCGCAGCAGAAGAAGGAUGUUUAUCGCCGCAUCGUAGAAUCAGACGUAGGAGAUUCUUUCUAUAUCAGAACCCACUUUGAAUACGAGAAGGAAUCUCCGUAUGGACUUAGUUUCAACAAAGGCGAGGUGUUCCGGGUCGUGGACACCCUGUACAACGGGAAACUGGGCUCCUGGCUCGCUAUCCGCAUUGGCAAGAACCACAAGGAGGUGGAACGAGGCAUCAUCCCCAACAAGAACAGGGCUGAGCAGUUAGCCAGUGUGCAGUACACGCUUCCUAAGACAGCGGGAGGGGACCGCGCUGACUUCUGGAGGUUCCGGGGCCUUCGCAGCUCCAAGAGGAAUCUCCGCAAGAGCAGGGAGGACUUGUCGGCCCAGCCGGUGCAGACCAAGUUCCCAGCCUACGAGAGAGUGGUCCUCCGGGAAGCCGGGUUCCUGAGGCCGGUCACCAUCUUCGGACCAAUAGCGGACGUGGCCCGAGAGAAGCUGGCGCGAGAGGAGCCGGACAUUUACCAGAUUGCAAAAAGCGAACCUCGAGAUGCGGGGACGGACCAGCGCAGCUCCGGCAUCAUCCGCCUCCACACGAUCAAGCAGAUCAUAGACCAGGACAAACAUGCUUUAUUAGACGUCACACCAAAUGCAGUCGAUCGCCUGAAUUACGCCCAGUGGUACCCCAUCGUGGUCUUCCUUAACCCCGAUUCUAAGCAAGGCGUGAAAACAAUGAGGAUGCGGUUAUGUCCCGAAUCUCGGAAAAGUGCCAGGAAGCUCUACGAGCGGUCUCACAAGCUGCGUAAAAAUAACCACCACCUUUUCACCACCACAAUUAACUUAAAUUCAAUGAAUGACGGCUGGUACGGUGCGCUGAAGGAAGCCAUUCAGCAGCAGCAGAACCAGCUGGUUUGGGUCUCAGAGGGAAAGGCGGAUGGUGCUACCAGUGAUGACCUUGACUUGCAUGACGAUCGCCUGUCCUACCUGUCAGCCCCAGGUAGUGAAUACUCAAUGUAUAGCACGGACAGUAGACACACCUCUGACUAUGAAGACACAGACACAGAAGGCGGGGCCUACACUGAUCAAGAACUAGAUGAGACUCUUAAUGAUGAGGUGGGGACCCCCCCGGAGUCCGCCAUUACCCGGUCCUCUGAGCCCGUAAGAGAGGAUUCCUCUGGGAUGCAUCACGAAAACCAGACAUUUCCUCCCUACUCACCACAAGCGCAGCCACAGCCCGUUCAUAGACUAGACUCCCCGGGACUUAAAACAGCCUCUCAACAGAAAGCAGACGCCUCAUCUCCAGGCCCUUACCUUUCGCCCGAAACAAACCCAGCACCACCCACCUCUGCUGUCAAUCACAGUGUCAAGUUCACUCAUGUCAGACUGGAGGCGCCCGCCCCUCCCGCCUCUCACUCCCCACCAGCUGACUCUUUGCCAACACCCAGGGCCGAGGCCGCCCACUCCCUGCUCAGGGACCACGGAGCUGCACUGCCGUCGCAUGUAGACCCACCACAGGUGUACCGAAAGGACCCCCACCCCGAGGACCUCAUCCGGCAGAAUCAUGUGGUGAAGCAGCCGGCCGGGGCGCAUCCCGCACUGAGGCCCGACAGGGACCCCAAGCCGAGCUACGAGCCCCACGCCCCGUACGUGGAGAAGCCGGCCAGCAGGGACCUGGAGCAGCCCACGUACAGAUACGACUCCUCUGGCUACGCAGACCCGUUCUCGCGGCACGUGGACCACCGCCUGCGCUAUGAGGAGCGCAUCCCCGCCUACGAGGAGCACUGGUCCUACUACGAGGACAAGCAGCCCUACCAGCCCCGGCCCUCUGACAGUCAGCACCCCCGGGACCUGGACUCCAGGCAGCACCCCGAAGAGCCCUCGGAGCGGGGCUACUUCCCGCGGUUCGAGGAGCCAGCCCCUCUGCCCUAUGACAGCAGACCCCGCUACGACCAGCCGCCCAGGACCUCCACCCUGCGGCACGAGGAGCCCCCGGCUCCCGGGUAUGAGGUGCACGGCAGGUACAGGCCCGAGGCGCCGCCUCCCGCGGGCCCCCAGGCCCCUGAGUCCAAGCAGUGUUACGAGCAGUACCCACGGAGCUACGAGCAAGUCCCCGCACAAGGCUUCACCUCGAAGGCAGGCCGCUACGAGCCGCCUUCUCAGCACAAGCCGGACGUGCCGCCGCCCAGCACCAAGCCCCUGCCCGCACCCCCCGCCCCCGCGGAGGAGGAGGACCCCGCCAUGAAGCCGCAGUCCGUGCUCACCCGGGUGAAGAUGUUUGAGAACAAGCGGUCUGCGUCCUUGGAGAACAGGAAGGACGAGAACCACGCGGGCUUUAAGCCUCCGGAGGCAGCGUCCAAGCCGCCAGGGGCUCCCAUCGCGGGUCCUAAAGCCACUCUUCAGAGUCAGUUCAGUGAACACGACAAGACCCUGUACAGGGUCCCAGAACCGCAAAAGCCUCAGCCGAAGCCCCCAGAAGAUAUUGUCCGGUCCAACCACUACGACCCCGAGGAAGACGAAGAGUACUACCGGAAGCAGCUCUCCUACUUCGACCGGAGGAGUUUUGAGAACAAGCCCUCCGCACACAUUCCCGCAGGCCACCUCCCAGAGCCGGCCAAGCCGGCUCACUCCCAGCAUCCGCCCAGCCUUUCUAGUUAUUCCUCGAAGGGCAAGUCUGUGGACGCUGAUGCCUUCGGUGACAAACGCUAUGACUCCGUCCAGCCCACGCCACCCCCACCCCCACUGCCCUCCCAGUACUCCCAGCCACCCCAGCCCAGCUCCAGCUCCUCGCUCCACGCCCACGCCAAGGGAGCCCACGGGGAAGGUAAUUCAGUGUCAUUGGAUUUCCAGAAUUCUUUAGUGUCCAAACCAGAGCCACCUCCGUCUCAGAACAAGCCAGUCACUUUCAGAACGGUGAGCCGAGAGGAUCCUGCUCCGUCUACCUUCUACCCCCAGAAGAGUUUCCCAGAUAAAGCGCCAGUGAACGGCACUGAACAGCCUCAGAAAACAGUCGCCCCAGCCUACAACCGCUUCACCCCCAAGCCGUACACCAGCUCCGCGCGCCCAUUCGAGCGCAAGUUUGAAAGCCCUAAAUUCAGCCACAACCUUCUGCCGAGUGAAACUGCACACAAGCCUGACGUGUCUUCAAAAGUCCCGACUUCUCCCAAGACCCUGGUGAAGGCCCAGCCACCCGAGUUCGACAGCGGCGUGGAGACCUUCUCCAUCCACACGGAGAAGCCCCGCUACCACGUGAACAGCCUCAGCACCGGGCCCAGAGCUGUUCCUGGGAGCCCGUCGGCGGUGGAGGAGGACAAUGACGAGGACGGCCACACCGUGGUGGCCACGGCCCGGGGCGUGUUCAGCAGCAACGGCGGGGUGCUGAGCUCCAUUGAGACGGGCGUCAGCAUCAUCAUCCCCCAGGGCGCCAUCCCGGAGGGCGUGGAGCAGGAGAUCUACUUCAAGGUCUGCCGCGACAACAGCAUCCUCCCGCCCCUCGACAAGGAGAAAGGUGAGACGCUGCUGAGCCCGCUGGUGAUGUGUGGGCCCCACGGCCUCAAGUUCCUGAAGCCCGUGGAGCUGCGCCUGCCACACUGUGCGUCCAUGACUCCUGACGGUUGGUCUUUUGCUCUAAAAUCAUCCGACUCCUCGUCGGGUGACCCUAAAACCUGGCAAAACAAGUGUCUUCCUGGAGAUCCGAAUUACCUGGUGGGAGCCAACUGCGUCUCUGUCCUGAUCGACCACUUCUAAUCCGGAAACGGGACCUUGCUAAAAUAAUGUGAACCUGGGCUAGACUUCCUCCAUCUGAACGGAACCACUCUCUCAAGUAUUACACUUCCCGUAGAGCCGAUGCUGCCGUGGGCUAGUACUGAGUGCUUUGUUGGAACUGAUGAUUCGAGAGCGCCCUCCUGAGCCGUGGGCAGAAAACACUGCGAACUACAGGCUGUGCCCGAAGAACGUGGCCUCGGCGAGGGUUUCACAGACGUUGGCUUCGUAAUGAUUAUCGUACUUCCUGUGGUGACUGCUUAACUCACACUGAUUUCCGUUAAAAUACCAGCCAGUGAAGGGGCGCAUCUGAGUUCUGUUCUUUUCAAAGUACACGGUUUCCCACUUGCUGGUGGCCCUGGCCUGGCGCACACGUUAUGUUAUUAUGCAUGGGGUAACACGCACACAGCUACAUGCACCGGGGCAGAACCAAUGUGGUGGACUAAACAAACGGACAGCCAGCGGAUCGAUCGCGUUGGGCGGAGGGUCCAGCGGAGACGCUGACUGAUUGGACACGAAAACAUGCUUUUUGGGGAAGGGCACCAAAGCACAUGACUGUCCUGGGGCCUCUGGAUCGCGAAGUAACCACAUCACCAGACACACUAACCUACAGGAAUACCUUACCCUCCUGUUUUUAAUUCUUAGGUUGUCUGUGUAGGACUAGGUUUUACGGCUUUUGUGCACAUCCGGACACUGGAUCAUGAAGCAGGUUGAGCAGAUUGUGGAUUUGGUGGUUCCAGAAGGGUGUGAUCACCCAGAAGGAAAUAAUGGUGUGAUUUGGGGAUUUUUUUUUUUGGCAGGGGGCAGUGGUGGCUUUGUUUCUUGUUUUUUUGUUUUUUCUUUUUGGCUAUGCAUUCGAAAAUUUUGAUGUUUCAAGGAUGCUUGUACAUAAUGCGUGCAUACCACUUUCGUUCUUGGUUUGUACAUUAACUUUUAUAAACUUCCUCUUUUUUUAUACAUAAACAAAACCAAGUUUCUUAAGGCUACCUUUGUAUUCUCUCCUGUACCUCUUGAGCCUUGAACUUUGACCUCUGCAGCAAUAAAGCAGCAUUUUUAUGACACACAGGUCAUUUUUUUUAAAGAAAAAGAAAUGCACAGCGUUGUUACAUUUUUAAGUGCUGCAUUUAAAAGAUACAGUGACUCAGAAGUCUCUAGUUUGAUUAAACUCUUGCAAAAUACCCCUCCUGUAAUUUGUGAUACACUGCUGUGCCCUAAAGUGUAUUUUUGUACUAAUAGACGAUUUAUUACGGCACAUCAGCACGACUUCUGUUUGGAUAAUACACCACUACAUUCUGUUAACCAUUAGGUGUGACUGGAUUUCUUUUGCGGUUAUUAAAGUCUCAAAUUUCUAAAUCUGCAGAAUAAAACUUUUAAAAUAAAGUGCUGGCUUGGACUGUU
Myotis davidii is the source of this 6571-nucleotide messenger RNA. It is a transcript of the gene TJP1, whose product is annotated as tight junction protein 1. Gene Ontology annotation, cellular component: bicellular tight junction; plasma membrane. Gene Ontology annotation, biological process: protein localization to cell-cell junction; cell-cell junction organization; cell-cell adhesion. NCBI's taxonomy places the organism in Eukaryota, Metazoa, Chordata, Mammalia, Chiroptera, Vespertilionidae. The record is from RefSeq and is a predicted model, not a curated record. Gene Ontology annotation, molecular function: cell adhesion molecule binding.